CAGGGCAAACGUGGCGUCACUGGCGGUGAAGGGUGGAAGGUCGGGGCGCAGCUGGGUGGGUGUUGGCUGCCGCUGGCGGAGGAGCUGCGGCUGCGGUGCCCGCGGCUCGGGAGCGCCCCGCAGGCAUGGAGUUGGAGACGGCGCUGGAGGCCGUGAGGGGGCGCGGCGGGGCCGAGGGCCUCGAGCGGGUCCUGGGCCGGUACAACGAGAAGAAUAGGGCCACUUUCAAAUUUGAUCCUGCAGAUGAGGAGAAAAGAAAGAAACUGUGUGAAGGAAUAUUAAACAUCCUCGAAAAAGACACCAAAACAUCAUGUCAAGUUGCCUGUCUCGAAGCCCUUCGGAUUCUCUCCAGAGAUAAGAAGGUUUUAGUGCCUGUGACAACAAAGGAAAACAUGCAGAUCCUGAUGAGGCUGGCAAAGCUAGACAUGACAGAAGACUCUUUGGAGGAUGUGUCCAAUUUCCCUGUUAUAGUGGAAGCUUUAAAAUGCCUCUGUAACAUAGUUUUUAAUAGUGCCAUUGCACAAAAGCUCAGUUUGGAACUGAACCUUGCAGCUAUGCUUUGCAAUCUACUGAAAAAAUGCAAGGACCAACAGUUUGUUGAUGACAUUAAAUGUUUUGAUUUGCGCCUUCUCUUCCUCCUGUCACUUCUGCACACAGAUAUUAGAUCACAGUUGCAUCAUGAGCUACAAGGGUUGCAGGUUUUGACUCAAGCCUUGGAAAGUUCAUUUAGCAUAAGAUGGACAGACAAGUACAAAGCUGCUGAAGAGCAUGAUGGAUCUCCUUUAUCACUGCAAGAAACAGAUUGUGCCAUUGAGGCACUCAAAGCUCUCUUUAAUGUGACACUCGACAGUUGGAAUGUCCACAGUGAGAAUGAAUCUCAUCAAUUUCGCUAUAUGGCUGCCAUCCUUCGCCACUGCUUAUUAACCAUGGGCCCUACUGAAGACAAAACUGAAGAAUUGCACAGUAAUGCAAUCAACCUUUUAAGCAAUAUUCCAGUUUCUUGUUUGGAUGUUCUCAUUAGUCCAUCAACCCAGGAAGAAACAGUUUUGAAAUAUAAUGGUAUGAAUAUGGAUGCCAUUCAAGUGUUGCUGGAUUUCAUGGAGAAAAGAAUAGACAAGGGAAGCAGCUACAGAGAAGGUCUGACUCCAGUUCUCAGUUUACUAACAGAAUGUUGCCGUGCUCAUCGGAACAUCAGGAAGUUUAUCAAAGCUCAGGUAUUGCCCCCAUUAAGAGAUGUAUCAAAUCGUCCUGAAGUUGGCACAACAGUGAGAAACAAACUUGUGCGCCUUAUGACACAUGUCGACCUUGGAGUAAAGCAAAUUGCUGCAGAAUUCCUUUUUGUCCUUUGUAAGGAGAGAGUUGACAACUUGUUGAAGUAUACAGGCUAUGGUAAUGCAGCAGGACUGCUGGCAGCAAGGGGCCUGUUAGCAGGAGGAAGGGGAGAUCAUUGGUACUCCGAUGAUGAAGAUACAGACACUGAAGAAUAUAAAUCUGCAAAGCCAAACAUUAAUCUUAUCACUGGUCAUGUAGAGGAGCCAAUGCCCAACCCUAUGGAUGAAAUGACAGAAGAACAAAAAGAAUAUGAAGCCAUGAAACUUGUCAACAUGUUUGAUAAACUUUCCAGGGAUGAGGUUAUAAAACCAAUGGGAGUUCGACCGGAUGGCACGAUGACUCCUUUGGAAGAGACAAUCUGCCAGUACCAAACCAAUGACCAAGACAGUUCAGAUUCAGACUAAAGCAUCACCUGCUUCGCUGUCAAUAUCCCCUUUGAUCAGCAUCUUCCCUCAGAGCCGCAACAUCUUUUAUCUACACAUUGUACCCUCUCAUUAGCCAGCAUCACUUUAAGUCUUCUUAUUGGGAUAUUUGAAUGAUGGAUUUUGUGGUGUAAUCUCUGCAUUUUUAUUAAUCCAUUUAUAUAGGAACAAAUGAUCAGUUUAUUAAUUGUAAAGCAAAUUGUAUUUCAGUGAGAUGAAAAUAAAAGAUUGC
This is a messenger RNA of Mauremys mutica (yellowpond turtle), 1986 nucleotides long. It is a transcript of the gene RIC8B, whose product is annotated as RIC8 guanine nucleotide exchange factor B. Gene Ontology annotation, biological process: G protein-coupled receptor signaling pathway. Gene Ontology annotation, cellular component: cytoplasm; plasma membrane. NCBI's taxonomy places the organism in Eukaryota, Metazoa, Chordata, Testudines, Geoemydidae. The transcript has 10 exons. Gene Ontology annotation, molecular function: guanyl-nucleotide exchange factor activity; G-protein alpha-subunit binding. Bases 126 to 1736 code for a protein of 536 amino acids. The record is from RefSeq and is a predicted model, not a curated record.